AUGGUGAAAUUAGAAGUAUAAUUAACUAUAAGUAAUUUGCUCCGCAUGCGCUUCGCACCGCGAAAUUGGAUUUUAUUCGUUAAUAAAGUUUCAAUUAGUGGAGACUUUUUCUAAUAAGUUAGCUCUAACAAAAACACAACGUUAUUCUAAGGCACAAUAGAUUAAAGAUUCAAAAAUAGAGCUGAAAUAUUUAAUAAAUUCCUCGAGUUUUAAUAAGAUCAUACAAUAAAAUAUAAUAUUGGUUAAAUAUUUGAUCAUUUCAAUGAGCUAAUUGUUAACGAACUUUAUUUCGAGUAAAUAAAUAAAGACAAGAAAAUUACAAAUAUUAUUAAUGAAUUCCAAUAAAAAUGUUCUUUUUAAAAUUAAAAGCUCAACCAUUUUUAGAUUCUCUAAAUAGGAAAGAACAUAAUACAAGGUGCAGGAAAAUCAACAAUUUAAUAGAUGAAUGAAGACAAAUGUUUCCUGAGAAUGUUAUUCAACGACUUGUUCACAUUUCAAUAAGAAUUCUAAUAACUAUAGUUUUCUAUUAGUUAUAAAUUGUUUGAACACUACAUGGGAAAGAAUUGUUUUAUGAAAAAAACUUGUAAAAUAUUAACUAAUAGAAAAAACAUGAAUUACAAUGAUUUUUUACAUUCUGCAUUCACAUAAAUUAGCUAAAAAUAAAAAGCAUAAUUCUAUUACUAUCAAAAUCAUAUCAUGCUAUUCGAAAGUAAAUGCUUAUUCAUUAACUACAAUUUCUUUUUGCGUAAAAACCCAACUUAAUAUGUUUCAGGUUUCUAAAUAGAUGAAAGAAAUUUAUAUGAAAUGAUGUAUUUAUAAAUUUCUGAAUAAAGAAUGUAAUUGACUGCUAUAAAACAACUAAUGACAUAACCAAGUUUAAUGUUUUGCUUUUUCGAAAAUGGACUAAUAACAAACAAUUUUUGGAAUAAUAUUUUUGAUAUCUACCAUUAAGACAAAUUUAAAUACAAUAAGCUUUUUAAAUUGAAUUUUUUUUAAUUUAGCUGUAAAAAUGUAACAGUUGGAGAAUACAUGUAUGACUUCUAUAGAGAUGAAAAAGAAAAAUAAUAUGAAUAAUACGAAUCUAUCUGUAAGUAUAUGAAAGGUUUUCAAGUAAGACACGAUAUCGUUUUAGAAAAUCAAGCUUAUUUUUAUUUUCUCUGCAAUAUUAUGUUCUCUAAUAAUGAUCAAAGAAUGAUCCUCGACACGAUAAAAAAUAAGAGAAUUAAUAAUCAAAACGAAUAUAAACUUGAUUCUAAUUUAAUUAAAGCUAUAAUGGAAGAGAUUUCUGAAUAACAAAACUAAGUUCAGAAGACAUAGUGCAGUGGUUUUGGAAUUUUUAAGUUAAAUAAAUCAAGUAAAAAAAAAGUAUAGUAAUGCAGAAUAGAAAAAUGCUUUUAUAAUUUGGAUGGUUCUAUUAGUAAAUAGCCUAUUAUAAUAAAAAAUCCAAUAAAUCCAAGUAUAGAUUAUGAAUUAAUUUUGAAUCAAAAUAAAAUCAAUAUAGAUAUUAAAAAUGAUGAAUAAGAAGAAGAGUAAAAGAAUUAGUAUAUUCCAUAAGACGUGAACCAAUAUAAUAUUGAAGAAGAAGAAAUAUGCUUUUUAAACAACGACCAUGUAAUGGUUAAUUCUGAUGAAAUUGAUUUAGAUUAUAAGCAAUCUCAAUUUAAUAAAAAGAAUAAAUAAUAAUAAAAUUUUGGAUUCAUUUCCCUAGAUGAUUGA
Tetrahymena thermophila SB210 is the source of this 1716-nucleotide messenger RNA. RefSeq lists its product as hypothetical. The transcript is spliced from 2 exons. Lineage: Eukaryota; Ciliophora; Oligohymenophorea; Hymenostomatida; Tetrahymenidae. The record is from RefSeq and is a predicted model, not a curated record.